Messenger RNA from Bactrocera latifrons, 3289 nucleotides. RefSeq lists its product as uncharacterized. The transcript is spliced from 8 exons. Gene Ontology annotation, biological process: vesicle-mediated transport. Lineage: Eukaryota; Metazoa; Arthropoda; Insecta; Diptera; Tephritidae. The record is from RefSeq and is a predicted model, not a curated record. Bases 1 to 2721 code for a protein of 906 amino acids.
AUGUUCAGUGGUUUCCGUAAGCCUUCACGUUUGCGUUGGCCUAAACUGGAGCGGGCCAAGAGAAGAAACAAGGAGAAAAGGGAGACUAUGAUUGUCUUCGUCUAUGACACAGAAUGUCUCAAGGACGAAGCAGAUGAUCCGGUGAAAGCAGUGCUCUACUUUCACCCAAGUUGGGUAUCAGACACUCAGAAAGUGGCGCUUUGUGGGCAACUAAUGGGUACAUCAUACUUCCUCAAGGACUGUUUCUGCAAACCGAAAAUUAUGGCUUUGCAAAACGGUAAAUUUGUGUUAAAGGAAUUUGGCAGAUUUACCUUGGCUGUCGGCACGGACCGCAACAUAUCAGAUUAUUUACUCGAAAAACGUGCAGAUUUGCUUGCCUCUCUUGUGAAAUUCUUCCAUCGUGAUUUGCAAAGCCUCUUCGAUCAGUUUCCACAACAAGCGCAAUGUAAGAAUCUCUCCGAAAAGCUAUAUCACAUUUUCGAAACAUAUCUUCCGAUUUUGCAACGUAACGGAAAUAUUUUCCAAAACGUACCCAAGCUGCGUAUGCCGAAGGCGGCUAGCAAUAUAUUUUUGGAUGCCAUACAAACAUUACAGUGCUGUCAGCAGACCACUGGCAUAUUGGGCGGCGCCGUACUUUACCAUAACAAAGUGGUUGCAUCUCAAUUGGGCGAUACUAUAACUAAGCAGCUUGUUUUAACGGAUCCGUUGCACAUACGCACUACCGCCGAACUGAUACACAUCACAGAUUUUCACAUACCCAACGGCGUACAAAUGCUAGUGGUUUAUGUGGAUGUGCCACAAUAUAACCGAUUAGCAGCAGAUGCACAGCGCGCUCAAACAUUACAGACCACACAACUGUCACAGGGUCUGUUUCCGUUUCAGUAUGCGAAGCGUAAACUGAAACGCGAUAAAUCGUUAAUUUUCACCCACAUACCAGAGGAGAGCAGCACCGCCGGCGGUGCGGCAGGUGAACUUGCGGAGGAGGAGAAGGAGGUGGGACAAACACUCACUACAGUUCGUUCAAAAUCAAUGCUGAUACGCCCCACACAUUUGCCUUUGCGUGUUCGCAACGGUAUGGGCAGUUCGAAAGAGCUGCCUGAAUCAGGCAUUGCUUCGAUAAAUUUCGAUGAGACUGAUUCGUAUCCGGAAUUUAUUGGACGUACUAGUGUGUGUUCCACACCAAUGACUGAAAAUAAAGUUCUUCAAGUAGGGAACAUUAUGUCCAUCUGUGCUAAUCCAGAGGAUGAAAGCAACUCGAAUAAGCUGAAUAUGCAAGAUACCAACCGACGAAAUUCGGUAAAAUUUAGCUUUGAGAAAUUCUUUCAAAAUUUCAUUGCUAAUCCCAAUAAGCAAAUGGAGCGGCGCAACUCUUUCACCGACUUGCAAGAUUCACUCAAGAAGAUCUCGAAGAAAUUAUCACUCAAACACUUUUCGCACAGCUUUAAGACUGACGUCAAUCGCAAUGGCAGCAUUAGCGGCAUUGAGGCCAUGGAAUAUCCUGAUUUUAUCGAGAAUGACGAUGAUGUUGAAGCGGAGCAAAAUUCCGACAACUCUGAUGACAAUAAUCGCACAUCCCGCACCAUAACCGAUCCCACCUAUCCCGUUUUCAAUGAGAAUGGUCAACCAAUUUCGCGUAGCCUCUUCCAAGAGUUCAUAGAAAAAUACUACCGCUUGUGGGUGGAUAAUGGCAGCGGUACUGGCAGCGGUACUGGCAGCGCCAAAAAGGAGGUAGAAAUCGCACAACUCAUUGAGGAAUUCAAGGAGUUCGAUAAGGAGCUUAAAAAACUAGACGAAUCACUGUGCCGUCAGGACCUCGGCGAUAAUUGCAAUAGCACACAACUCAAAACCGAUCGUAACUUGAAUACUGAACCAGCCACAGUGAUGACAAAAGCGAAAACACCAAUUGAUAAGAAAUCACUUAGCCUUCCACUGAAGCCACUCGCCGAUGCAGCAGCCAACAAUGAACGUGAACUGCCUUUUGUUAUAGCGCAUCGUAAGCAGACUGCUGGUGUGCCACUCACACCGCUCAUGGCCAAACUCUCUGUGUUGGCGUUGAAUGAGGAGCACAACGGCAGCGGCACUUGGGAUGCCAAUGCUGUGGAAAUACAAACGCCACUAAACACGUCUAAAGUAUUCUCUCGUCGCAACUCCUUGAUAUGUGAUGACGCUGUGGAUGCCUUAGCGACAUUGUCUACAAACACACAGUCCACAAGGAAUGGUUUGAAGAGACUGGAGUUGUACAUGUGUGGGCAGCAAAAUAUGACCCUGCUGCUGUUAAUGGAAGAGGGAACGGCGCGCCUGCAGCCCGUUGUACAGAAAAUGUUCGAUGUUUGUGUUGCUAAAUUUCCGCAUAUGGAAUCGCAUUUAAAUCAAGCGCUCAAUGUCAAUGUAGAAGGCGAUAAGCGUGACGGCGCCUACAGUUUCAUGAGUAUCGAUGCGAAAUGGGAUACGUUGGAGCGUAAUGGACUAUGGAAUCCGAUGGAAUUGAACAUACUCGAAUGUAUGCAUCAAGAUUUGCAGCCGAACGAUGAGAUCUCUGACUUGAUUUUGAGAUCACACGAUGCAGUCUACUAUGGCUACAAGUCUGGUCGUUCUGAAUUCUUUUACAAGGAAGCCGCACAUUCCACCAACGGCAUACCGCCACCCUCCGAUCCAAUGGGCAAUGUAGCAAUGCGCACCAAAACGCAUCUGGAACGUGAUCAUUCAUACAUUUUAUUUUAAACACGAUAAACGUAUUGGCGAAAGUAAGAUUUUAAAAUAUUGUGUGAAUGAAUGUAUUAUGCUUUCUAAAUUGUAUUUUUAUAAUAGUGACAUUUAGAAAACUAGACUAGAUUUACUAUUAAUACUAUUAUUUAUUACUAUUUAAUAGCAGCAGCCGCAGCAACAACAAAAAUAUGUUUCACUUAAACUCAAUAUUUUUAAUAAAAUAUUUUGUCUAUAGUACUCAAAACUUAAAAAUUAAAUGAUAGACAUGAAGUAAAGAAAUCUUAAGAGUAUAGCUGUUGCUUUUUAUGAACACGACUAAAACAUAUUCAAUAUUGUUAUUUAAGAGGCGCAUGCAAGGCAGGCAAUUUACACCAGGGAUGUUUUCUGUCGCUUCAACAACAACAAUAGUAUAUUAAUUAUGAAAAAAGUAUUUUAUAAUUUUUCUUUUAUCAAAAAUUUAAAUUCACACUGCAAAAAAUUUUGCUAAUUUUUUUCGUAAAGAACAGAUAAUCGAAGAGAAUUGUUGAUUUUUAUUAACAUUUUAUUAUUUAACUAUUAAAAUUUUUUGUCAAUUUAUACCAAA